Molecule: messenger RNA, 2454 nt
Organism: Fusarium vanettenii 77-13-4
Lineage: Eukaryota; Fungi; Ascomycota; Sordariomycetes; Hypocreales; Nectriaceae
Exons: 6
Coding region: 1-2454 (817 amino acids)
Source: RefSeq, a predicted model, not a curated record
AUGGCAUCUUCUCUCCCAACCUUUCCCCGUGUGGUAUUCACCAUUAUUGAACCAAUCUCCCUGGUUGCCGGCUUCCUCGGAGCUGUCAUUGAUCCAGCUUGGUUUAUUGGCGAACAAGUCCUUCAGAAGGAUGGCAUUGCUACCUCUGAAGGAAGUAUCGUAGUGGCUUGGCAGCUGGGGAAUCUUUAUCUGUUGAUGGCCUUCAUUGGCAUAGCAGUCCUAUCGACGACAUCCGAAAACAAGGUCGUCCGAGCCUACCUCGUCGCUCUCUGGCUCGGUGAUGUCGGUCACGUCGGGUUCAGCUGCUACGGGCUUGGGUGGGGAAAGCUUGUGAGGCCUGUUGAGUGGAACGCUAUGGCUUGGGGAAACAUUGCCAUGACAGGUCAGCGUCGCAAGACGAUCGCAAAACAAACAUUCAGCAACCAUCAUCAGCGCGUCUUUGCCUGCUCUCGAAAGACUUAUAGCAUCGGACAGUGUCUAUCCGUCUCCUGCACCUCAUCGCUUCUAUGGAAACUAGGAGUUAUGCGAAGCGCGCAGAGCCAAAGCACGCAAGAGUCCAAGGGAAAGCUUCUAAGGGACCCGGUCGCUCGGCGCAACGCUCCAGUCGACACCGCUAGUAUUGCGAGCAGCAUCGCAACGCACCCUGGUCGAGUUGACGACGAGACCGAGUUUGGCGAGGAUGAAGGGUCUGUUGAGGAUGUCAAGCCAUCCGGGAGUCGCGAUUAUAUCCGAGUCGGCUUGGAGGCCAAUGACGCCAGACGGAAAAUCCUGGAGCUCAGCAUCCCCGACUUGUGCAGGGAGGCUGACGACUUGAUGGAGUAUAUCGGAAAACGAGACACGGAUCCAGAUGUCUUCCAUGGCCGCCUGGCAAUCAAAAGACGCGCCUUUCACAGCGUCCGAGCAGAGUAUGAGGAAGAAGACACAGCACCCUUUAUCGACUGGGCACCCUUUCUCAGCCAGUCUGCCGCUCUCGCGCGCGUCAAUGUGGUGACAGCGUUUGACAAACUUUGCGACUUUAACCCCGACAACGAGAGGGAGAUGGCAUCCUUCUUGAAAACCCUUUGUCCCUUAUUUCCAGCGUGGUUUGUCCUAGAACAAUCCAUGUUCCAAGAACCAGAAACCACGCUAGACCUCCGGACAUGGCUUUUCAUUGAUUCAUUUUCCCGUCAAACCGGCGAGACCGACUACAAGAGACUUAUUGCCUCCAUAUUCUGCAAAGAUGUAGGAGAGGGCAAAAUAAAUUACGCCCACCUGUUCGCCGGUGGCCAUUUCCUGGAACUUGGGGGAGAAGGCGAAGAUCACGAUGAGCUCUGCUCAGCACGCGUCUCCGAAAUUGUCAAUAUUGUCCAUAAGAAGAAGACAGGAGAUGCCAUCAGCCUGUUGAAGGAAAGGUUUGGUCUGGACCAACUGAUCCCAGAGCUUCAGAGUACUUUCAAGGCCCUUUACAAGAUUCUAAAGCCUGUUGAUAAACAAGCUUCGGUACAGCUCGAUACUCGAGCUUUCACUCCCUACGAAAAUCAACAAGAGAGUAUGAGCAUGAUGGGGAGUCAAGCUGACGAUCUCGCAUCUGAAUCGCAGUCGAUUAUUCGCGCCGGGACUGGCGAGGCCGAGCCAAGUCUGUUUGUUGGACAAGAGUCCAUCCGGGCCUUGCAAGAAGGGAACCGGGGAGGGAGCACAGUACCACCAUCGAAUCAACAACUCGCGGUACCUAGACGGGAUGCUCCUCUCGAUUAUCCUGAUCACCAAAAUACGGAUCUUUUGCUCAGGGAUUCACUUCCUCCGCUCCAGCCCAAGAGGAAGCGGCCUGGCCCGUUCGUGAACUCGGAUGAUGAUGACGACAAUGAUGAAGACUCCGGGGGAGAGUGCUUUGAGACUGAUACCCGUGAGGUCAAGCCGAUCAGACGGGAGGAGCCCCGAGGAUUAAUGGGCCCCCCACCACCCAAGAAGUCUCGAGUUCAACAUUCAGUACCCGACUCUCAGCCUUCUCCUAGCCAGACUCCGGAUUCAACGCCUACCGCGCCACCUCAGUCCUCAGUACCCGACCUCAGGGCCGUCAAUGAGAAACGCGCAGAGAUGGCCCUCCAGAACCGCUUCAACUCAAGCCAAGGCCCGCAGAAACGCAUCCCCUGGACUGAUCAUGAUACCAACCUGCUCAUCGACCUCAUUGCCGAGUGUCAUUGCGGGUGGUCCCUCAUAGAAAAGCGAGGCGACGGACGCUGGGAAAAAGAACGGAAUCAGCAGGCGUGCCGCGACAAGGCCCGCAACCUCAAGGUCCAGUUCCUCCUGACGGAUCAAAAUCUGCCCCCGCUCUUCGACGAUGUUAUGCUAGGGCCAAAGGAGGUUAUGAAAAUACAGUCUCAUGGGAAGAACCCUAACCGCAAGGUGGCCGAUGUCGAUGAAGAUGGCCGCCCAAUUGGCACUGAACUCAGGACAGCAUCCAUGGGGACCUCUUAG